AUGAGCUGGGGGGGCCUGUACGCUCAGCUGGGCGGAGUAAACAAACACUCGACGAGCCUGGGCAAAAUCUGGCUCUCGGUGCUGUUCAUCUUCAGAAUCACCAUCUUGGUGCUGGCGGCAGAGAGUGUGUGGGGAGACGAGCAGUCUGACUUCACGUGCAACACGCAGCAGCCCGGCUGCAAGAACGUCUGCUAUGACCACUUCUUCCCCGUGUCUCACAUCCGCAUGUGGUGCCUUCAGCUGAUCUUCGUGUCCACGCCCGCCCUGCUGGUGGCCAUGCACGUAGCCUACAGGAAGCGCGGGGACAAGAGGAGCAUGCUGGCCUCCAACGGCACCGAGAAGAUGUCCGACACAGAGCUGGAGACGCUGAAGAAGAGAAGGCUGCCCAUCACAGGUCCUCUGUGGUGGACCUACACCUGCAGCCUGUUCUUCAGGCUCAUCUUUGAAGGCGGCUUCAUGUACGCACUCUACUUUGUCUACGAUGGCUUCCAGAUGCCCCGCCUAGUCAAGUGUGAACAGUGGCCCUGUCCCAACAAAGUGGACUGUUUCAUCUCCCGCCCCACGGAGAAGACGGUCUUCACCAUCUUCAUGGUGUCCUCCUCUGCAAUCUGCAUGGUUCUCAAUGUGGCCGAGCUGUGCUAUCUGAUUGUCAAAGCUCUGCUCAGGUGCUCCGCCAGGAACAGCCGGAGGAACCAGCCUCGAUACAGCCCCCAGGAUAGCCUCGCCCGGGACACUACACUGCUGCAGAACCAGAAGAAUGAGAUGCUCCUGUCCUCCUCUGUGGACUCCUCCAACAAGACCAUGUGCUGAAAGCUGAGAGCAGAGGACGAGCAGAGGAAGAGCUGAGAGAAGACGAGAGGAGCACAGGAGCACAGGAGAGAAGAUCUAAGGAGGAGAGGAGCAGAAAGCAGAGGAGGAGAGGAGAGAGGAGGUGAGGAGCAGAGGAGAGAUCUGAGCAGCUGAGGCCUUUGAGUCAGAUCUUAGAUAAAUCCUCUUCUUCUCUCCUCCUCCCCGAUAAGCUGCACUUUAGUCCCACAGUGUCCUCCUCUCCUCCCCUCGUUCCCUCCUCUGUCCACACAUACGUCUGCCUUUUUAUAUACAAAUGUGCCUUUGCUGACUCCUAGUGUCCAGAUGGUGGAAAUGUUCCUGAGCUUGACCUCCAUCUCAGAGGCAGUGCACACAGUUGGAGAUCUGUAUGUUGUUUCUUUCUCAUUUUAGAGCGCAGUACCUGACUUUGACUGUGUUGAAACGGUGUUAUGAAAAAUAGAGAAGAGGAAGCCUUUAAAGCUAAAUGACGUGUGUGAAAUACUAUGAGAUCACAUUUACUCAGAAAAGCUACUGAAGAAGUUUCAACUCCUCUAAAGCAGAAAGCAGAGCAAAUGCUCAGUUAGUCAUGUACCUUGUCUGCAGUGCCACUUGUGUUUUGCAUUGUUUAACUCUAGUUGCAUAUUUUAAGCAGCUUUAAGAUAGACUAACACCAUAAAACAAGAUUGUUUUGUUGUUGAAACAGUUGCUGAGUGUGUGCAGAUUUGCGGUGAUUUGGUUUUCUUAAUAUGAAGUUUGCAGUGUUAGAAUUAGAGACAGACCAGUAAAACAUCAGGCUGAUACUUAUACUUUUUAGCAUAUCAGCUGUUGACCUUCAAUCUUUAAGACAAGGGCCAUAAAACAGGAUGGUGGGUGAGUUUGUUGUAAAUUCAAAUAAUAUAAAUGGGCCCAUAUAUAUUGGCUUCUUUAGAGUCUAAACUUUUGGUAUCGACCAUGAAAAAGCCCAUGUGGGUCGAGGUCUCGUCUCCAUCAGCUCUGCUAAAAG
Messenger RNA from Boleophthalmus pectinirostris (great blue-spotted mudskipper), 1810 nucleotides. It is a transcript of the gene gjb8, whose product is annotated as gap junction protein beta 8. Gene Ontology annotation, biological process: cell communication. Gene Ontology annotation, cellular component: connexin complex. The record is from RefSeq and is a predicted model, not a curated record. Lineage: Eukaryota; Metazoa; Chordata; Actinopteri; Gobiiformes; Gobiidae.